Dromaius novaehollandiae (emu) is the source of this 17630-nucleotide messenger RNA. It is a transcript of the gene GABRA4, whose product is annotated as gamma-aminobutyric acid type A receptor subunit alpha4. The coding region runs from base 5396 to 6793 and encodes 465 amino acids. Gene Ontology annotation, molecular function: GABA-A receptor activity; benzodiazepine receptor activity; GABA-gated chloride ion channel activity. The transcript has 12 exons. Gene Ontology annotation, cellular component: synapse; neuron projection; postsynapse. The record is from RefSeq and is a predicted model, not a curated record. Gene Ontology annotation, biological process: gamma-aminobutyric acid signaling pathway; regulation of postsynaptic membrane potential; signal transduction. Lineage: Eukaryota; Metazoa; Chordata; Aves; Casuariiformes; Dromaiidae.
UGGGCUGCUCGCGAUGACGUAGCAGCCUCACCCCGGAGCGGCCGGCGCCCGGGCGUGGCUGCUAUUUGCAGCGAGGGCGGAGCGGCGCGGCGCCACCUGCGGCGGCAGCGGCGCGCACGAGCUAAAAAUCUGAGGAGCUGAAAGAAGGACAGAGGAAAGAAUGUGGAUGCGAUGAUACUCUGGCUAUUGCUGAAGGGACUGUCAGGCUGAGAGGUGUGUGACAGCAGUAAAUGCGGUCCAUUUUGGUGGGAAUAUCGUCUGCAGAAAAGGUACUGUUUGCUACCAACUUUCAAACAGCCUCCAGAUUUGGAAGUCUGGUUUGUAUUGACCUUGUGUGUAGUUGUGUGACAGACUUGUGGAAAAACUACUUAUCUGAAAUUUUAGAAGAGUGACCCCAAGCAAAACCAGCAAAGAAAGUGGUGGAAAGUUAGUGAUGGUGGUUAAGAUGCUGCUGUAUAGGUAUGUUUUAUAUCCACACGAUGAACACCUAUUCAAGUUGAAAUCAAGCAACUGAGCUUGAACAAAGAAAACUAUAGAUAUGUAUAUGCUACACAAUAAUGAACCUGUAAUUUAUAAGCUUCUCCCUGGUAAUUGCCCAGUGAGGCAUUCAUAUACCCUAUGUGUGUCCAAAAUCCCAGGCUAUAUUCCCAGAGUCUUAACAUUAGCCCCGUGAAGUAAAUCUUCCCACCUGUUUGUGGCAGAUGAGUCAAGAGUAGGAGCCUAGUUCAGAUGAACUGAAUGUCCCCUCUUGCCCCCCACUGGGAACAAAAACAUAUUACAAGGCUGAAUUUCAUCUUUGGGAAAAUUUCUGUGAAUUUUUCUUCUGCCAUAUGUGUUUAGUAAUAGAGAGAAAAAUGAUGCUUUAGGUUGGUUACGCUUCUAUUCUCCAUUGCUAAUGCCAAGUUCCUAGCAUAAUGUAAGCCUUUUGCUUUUGUUAUGUUAAGGUUAAAGCUAAUCACUAAAUAAAUAAAGGAAUUAGUGAUGUAUUUUUCAGGAUGGUGUUUUCCCCAUCAUAUUUCUGUCAAAAUCCUCCUGCCUAAACUCCUAGCUAUGCAGCUCCUGAGCUGAACAUCUCAGCACUAGUUUUUCAAACACCAGGUCUGGUUUCUUAUUAUUUCCUGAUACAGCAAGGGAUGGGGGAGAGAGAUUGGAGCUAUGGGACAGCAGAGUGGAGAGGGCUCUCUUUUGAAGGGGAACUCACUUGGCCAAUGAAAGAGUGAUGGUUUUCUUGGCUAACUCUUCCCUUUCAGCUAAACAUAGACAGGAAAAUAAUCAAUAAAAUAAAAACAAUUGUGCAAAAGAACCUAGAACUUAUUUUUAACAGAAGAUGAUCUUACAUUUUGUAUUCCUUUUUAUAUUAUGUUGUGUGUCCAAAGAUCCAGAUAAUACAGAUUUCAUAUUUUAAGAGAUGGAUGAAAAAUUAAUUGUUUUGAACUUGGUUUUUAAUGUUGUCUUCUGAGAGAUUUCUUCUCACAAACUGUCGUUCAUUUUUUAAAAUUUGAUAGUACUAUUAUAGGUUGUAUAUGAUACGCUGUUUUGUAUUUGUACUCUAUUCUGGAGUGCUCUGGGUAUGCUAUUAUCAUUAUAUUAUUUACAUAUGUUUUCUGCAGAUUAUUUUUGAAAUGCCUUUCACUGAUUGUCCCGUGUGCUUUAAUCCUUUGACUGUGAAUGCAGCUGUCAAAAAGACUCUGAGUAUACUAAGAGUACAAAGAAACUGAGAAAUUGCCUAUGUCUGCUAUCAAGGUAUUAGAUCACUCCUUGCUGAAGUGAGAAGUGUAUUCUCGUUUGAUGCUGUUUAGAGUAGCAUCCCUCCCACCCUCACAAAAUUCGGAGACAUGCUGGAGAGAAGACUGCUUUUAUUUUGAAGCACUGCUGUCAGUCUGGGCUUUGCUGUCUGGGCUAGAAGCUUAUUCACCAUUUGCUUUCCCUGCUCCCACUGCCACUUUAAAAUGUCGUAACUUUCUCCCUGGGGGUAGAUAAAAACCAUUGAAUAUCAUCCAAAGUGCCUCUCAGAGGUGCAGGCCAACUUUAGCAAGCCCCUAACCAAAAUUCAGCUGGAUGUCUUCCUACCGAAGUAGAAAGUCUUCUCAUCUGCUGUGCAGGUGUUGUGUUUGCUUGCCUCCACAGUAAUGAAUCUGACACCUGCUGAGCCCUCCACCUCUCAGCCCACUGCCUCAUCAUGCAUAUCAGAUGUGUCAGAAGAAGAAAUACUGAACGAUAGGCCUGUGUGAAAAUGAACCCAGGAAGCAACAAAGAAGCAAAGAAUGCAUUGUCAGAUGCGUGAGGCAGGCCCUUACGCAGGUUGGUACCUGGAAUGACAUGUGAUGUGCUGCUUCAUUAACUUGAAAAAAGCUAAAAUGGCCAUUGAGUUUAAGGAUACUAUUUAAGAUAAAAGUUUGAGAGAAGUGACUUAUUUUAAAAGGAUUAUGGGAUGCAAAACAGAAGAGACAAAAAUGACUUACCCUUCUCUGAAGGGAGCAGGUACUGGGAAAUGUGAUAUAAAGUCAUCAAAUGUAUUUAGGAGAAGUAACAUUCUUGAGACAAGCUGUACCUCCUAACAGAGAUAUAGGAUUGCACAGUAAUGAUCCAAUUCUAGUUCCUGAAAUCUUUCAGACUAGCUUGGAGUAGGCACAGAAAAUACUGAAUGUAGGGCAGGCUUCUCCACACCCAAUGAGUGGACUAAAUAAACCAAGUUUUUCUCUCAUUUCAGUCUGAUUUCUAGACUUUCCUCUUAAGGGAUGCAACAGUUCUUUUAUAAAUAUGGUAAAUCAUGGAUCUAAACAGAUGGCCCUUGCUGAGGGCUUGUUACUUGUUCACUCUCUUCAGGCAGCCACAAAGUCAGUUUGCCCAGUUAUCUAGUGGUAGGGAUAUGGCCAAGAGAAAUAGUCUGAGGAGUUCUUUUAUCUACCAAAUCACAUACAAGACCCAUACAAUUUUUAUGUGGCUCUAAAUUACAUGGUGCGACUGGUCUGGUAAUACUCAAAUCAUGAGCCUUAAGGAUUGUUGCUCACAUAUCAUAAUUGUUGAGAUACUGAGGGGGGAAGAAGGGCUCCUUGUUUUGAUUUUAAAGAGUAACAGAUUAUAAAGCAAGGGGAAAAAAAAGCUUUGUUUAGGUCUUUACAGUGCCUAUGUUAGGAGAAAUACUUCAAUAGGCUCUAUAAUAUAGCAUUAAUGGAGAUGAUCCUUCAAAGAGUGAUUUAGAGAAGUAGGGAGGGAAACUUUCCUCCUAACUUUGGCACUUUAGACAACCUGCAUACCUUCCUUGUGAUUAGACUGAUAGGAUUUAAGGAUAUUUAGUACUGCUGUGACCAGCUUUUGGGAUUGGAGUACUUGAUCUGCUCAUCUACCCAGCCACUAAAGCUGAAUAUCCACCUCCUCCUGCCCCUUGAAGUAUUGCUCCCAGAGUAAGACAUAAGUUACCUGAGAGGCCCAGGGGAAGCACUGCUGAAACAAGGCAGAGUUGCUAUGGAUAACCAUUUUUUAAAGAGUACAUGGGGCAUGGAACUGACAGAGAAUGCACUGAAAUAUGUGGCCAUCUAGAAAUAAAAAUGGUAUGUUUGGGAAGACCUUUUCACUCAAAAGCCACGCAUUUUGCGUUAGCAAAGGAGAUGGUUUGUUAGCAUGUACUAAAACUCCCCACAAAUACCUAAGGAAAAAAUCCUUUCCACAGAGGGGGAAUUCUGUUCAUGCUACUAAUAGCCCUGAUAAAUGUGUGAGACAAAAACCAGAAUUUGUCAGUCUCUGGUGCUUCUUCCUCCCCAAAUACCACCCAACUUCUCGCAGAAGAGUCCAUGGAGGCAUACACAUGAAAAUUUGCCCACCUCUUCAAUGGUUAGCAGAGCCCUCUGCUGUGUCUGUUAAGUGUCAUGUUCCAAAAACUGGGCAAUGUUACCUGAAAUUUACUGAAAUUUAGUAGUGUAUUUACAGAGCAGCAAUGUUUACCUCCUCUCUAUUCACGAGAAGUGGGCAUUUAGUGGCAUCAAAGAAUAAAUAGAAGGAAACAGUGAGUGUCUUGCAAGUGAGUAUCAUUAUUGCCUUCUGUGAAUCUGUUCUGCCAAUAAUAUGCUCUUAAAUAUUAAAGUGAAUAUAGAAGCCAAAUAAAGUACACAUUCCUAAGCCAGCCCUGAACUGUGCCUGUUUUGAAAGCUAAUGCUGACAGAGGAUGCAUGAUACUGUGAGGUGUUCAGUAACUUCCCUUUAUCCUUACAUUUACAUUAUGCUCAUCUGGAAGCAUACUGCACUGAGCAAAGUCUACUGUGCUGACUCAAGUUAUAUUCACAGUUGCCUCUUGAUAUAUCACAAUAUGUCAUUCAGUAAUCCCACUGAGUAAAAUGUAAUUACCAUACAACAUCUUGUGAUGUCUUGGGAUUUCUCACUAGGUAAGUAAGAAAUAAAUUCCUGUCAGUGCUGCAGGAAUACUGUUGUAGAGAUGUAGGAACAGAUGAGCUAAGGUCAUAAGCCAUGAUGUUCUGUUGAAAAUACUGGUCACGGGGGAUGUGUCCUUUUUAACAGCAGGCAGGUAACUGCAUGCCUUUUCUUUCCAUCCGAGUGUGGAGAAACUUGCCCACUGCCCAAAUAAGUUCCCACGUGUCCCUGUCACAACGUAUUUAAUUCUCAUAUCCCUGUGAGGUAGAAAUAAAAACAGAAGAGGAACUGAGGGCAAGAGGAAUUGCUGCAUGUCCACAGUCAUGCAAAAAAAAUCUGUGUAUGGAAUAGAAAUCAACCCUGUGGUUCCACCUAGGACCUCACCCCGAGAUCAUCGCCUCUUCUUCUAUAAUGCAACAGUAUAUAACUACUGUAGGCACUAAUCUCCUGCUGAAUACAGAGUGAGAUCUAAGGUUUCUGCAUUGUCAUCCAAAGUGCUUUCUGAGCCCGCUGCAAGUCAAUUGAAUUACUGCCUCUUCUUUUGGAAUUGUGACCUCCCCUGAGAGCUUUGUUCUGCUGUUACAGUGAGAGUCAUGAUCCCCGGAAGGAAGAAUUAACACCCACGUACUUCCCUGAUUUCAGAACAAAAUUCAGAGCUUUUAUUGUGGACCUAUUAUGACUGCUGUUUUUAAAGACAAAUAUACAAAUACAAUCAAAGGUAGCUGUUCACUCAUAUCUACAGAGAAUGGCUGUGGGUAUGAAUAAUAAUAAAAAAGAAGAUGGACAGUAUCAUGCUGAACUCUCUAUCAUUGCAAUAAUUUGAAUGGAGGGAAAAAAAACCCAACAACUAAGGAAUGUAGAUCUGCCUGCUUUAAUCCAAGCUCAGUUCUAGCCACACAAACAUCCUUGGAAAUCCAGCAGACCAGAAACUUAUCAAAAAUACUUGACUGCAUGCACUCUUCCAGGUCCUGUUACUGAAGUCAAAACAGAUAUAUAUGUCACCAGUUUUGGACCUGUUUCUGAUGUAGAAAUGGAAUAUACAAUGGAUGUCUUCUUCCGUCAGACAUGGGUAGACAAAAGAUUAAAAUAUGAUGGCCCUAUUGAAAUUUUGAGACUUAACAACUUGAUGGUUUCAAAGGUGUGGACACCUGACACUUUCUUCAGGAAUGGGAAAAAGUCUGUUGCACACAAUAUGACAGCCCCAAAUAAACUCUUCAGAAUAAUGAGAAAUGGCACCAUCCUGUACACAAUGAGGCUUACAAUAAGUGCAGAGUGUCCCAUGAGAUUAGUGGAUUUUCCCAUGGAUGGUCAUGCUUGUCCUCUCAAAUUUGGGAGUUAUGCAUAUCCAAAGAGUGAAAUGAUUUACACGUGGACAAAAGGACCUGAGAAGUCAGUGGAAGUUCCUGAAGAGUCUUCCAGUUUAGUUCAGUAUGACCUGCUUGGGCAUACUGUAUCCUCUGAAACCAUUAAAUCUAUUACAGGUGAAUAUGUUGUUAUGACAGUUUACUUCCACCUCAGACGAAAAAUGGGUUAUUUUAUGAUUCAAACAUAUAUCCCAUGCAUUAUGACCGUGAUCCUUUCUCAAGUUUCAUUUUGGAUAAAUAAGGAAUCUGUUCCGGCUAGAACUGUGUUUGGAAUAACCACAGUGUUGACAAUGACUACACUGAGCAUCAGUGCAAGACAUUCAUUGCCAAAAGUAUCCUAUGCUACUGCCAUGGACUGGUUCAUAGCUGUUUGCUUUGCCUUUGUGUUCUCUGCUCUUAUUGAGUUUGCUGCUGUCAACUAUUUUACUAAUAUUCAAAUGGAAAAAGCCAAAAGGAAGACAGUAAAAUCCCUCCUUGAAUUUCCGGCUGCUCCUCUACAAAGAGAAAAAAGUACAGAAGAGACACUCAUGAGUACAGAUGCUAAUUCAAACGUGAGGAAAAGAACGAAUGCCACAGUACAGUCCGAAGCUGAUGGUGGGAGCCGAAUUGAUACAAGACACAGUUCCGUCCAGCCUCCCUCUGUAGCUCAGGGGUCUUCUGACAUUACACCCCACUCCCUUUCUGCAUCAAGUCCAAACCCUUUCACGCGCAUCAGUGCAUCAGAGACGUUAUCUUCUGCAAGAGCUACCCCUCCAGCUCCUCCUUCUACCCCGAUUUUAACUGGAUUUGUAUCCCAGCAUGCCGCAGCUGGAUCCCCCUCCAUUCAGCGCUUGCUUGGAUCCAGACUGGAACAGAUUCAGACCACCACACCUAAUACGUUAGGAGCAUCUGCAAAGCCAUCUGCUAUCACACCGCCUGCUCCCCCUGCCUCCCACUCUGGCACUAGUAAGAUAGACAAAUAUGCACGCAUUCUAUUUCCUGUUACAUUUGGAGCAUUUAACAUGGUCUACUGGGUGGUGUAUCUAUCCAAGGACACCAUGGAAAAAUCAGAAAGUCUAAUGUAGUUUUGCUGCUAUGUAGUAGUUUCUAAAUUAUACUCACAUUUGAUGCAGAGUUUCUUCUUUUGAAACUGUUUAAAGAGGUCAAUAAUUCUUAUUUAUAAAAGCUGUGUGCUACUUUCCCAUUGUAAAGGCUGGAGUUAUUGGGGAUAAUCAGUUAACUCCUACCAGAGUAAUGGGUAACAGAAUUGUCUUCCUCCCUUCAGCUAGCAGUGAACCAUCACUCUCUUCAGACAGACUGCUCUGGCUACACAGAACUUGCCUUUGGGAGGAACAUGCACAGGAAACAAAUCAAAGGCAGAGGUACACAACUGUGCAGUGGAACACAUCUUGACUGCUAGGAAUAUGCAUGAUAAUUGUUACAAAUCCCCGAGGCACCCAGCUUUGCUGUCUGGACACUGCAUUGCAUUCUCUGAGUGCAAGGCCCAUGUCCUGAAUGGUUUGACAGUACUUGCUGGGAAAGGACUUUCCCUGCUAGAUUGAAAUUGGCAGGAUGGGGGGUGGAAUGAGCGGUGGAAAAAGAGAAUAGAGUCCAGCCUUGGAGAAUGUGACUCCAGAAAAGUUAUGCAAAGGAGUUCUAGAGCUCCAUAUAUUUUUACUAACCAUUAUUUUUCAUUGCAGCCUAGGAAAUUCUCACUCCAAAAUAAGGAGUAAACCUUGCAAAAUACGAAAUCUGAUGCAGCUUUUGAAACUGGAGUUUUUUGUUUGGUAAAAUCCUAAGUGUGAUUCUUCUUUGACCUUGCUGAGCAGCUUGAGUGGGUUUACUCCUAAGGUACAUCUCUUAUGGUACAGGGGGACCAGGCCCACAGUAUUCAACCUUUUAGUUGAAUUCUUAGUUCUUUCAUUUUUGGAUAGUUUUGGGUUUGGGGGUUUUUUUCUUCAUAUUUUUUAGUCACAAUCCUCUAAUUUCUUUCAGACACCUACUUUCCCCCCUUCUUUUAUAUAAUGUUUGAAUCAUGUUAAAUUUUGCAAGCAGUUUUACAGGUGGCUUCAAAAUUAAGUAAAACAAAUUUCCCUGUCCUUUGAGCACUAUGGUUAUGGCACAUCUUUGGGUGAAGGAAAGACACUUUUGUGAAGGAAUCAUAUGACAUAAAUACGACAAGAAUGUUUCUAGAUAGAGCGGGGGGGUAACACAAAGCGUAGUUAUGGUCCCUUGCUUUCUCUUGGACUAUUGCAUAGAUAGGAGCUUUUCUAAAUGGCUCAAAUUGCAAUAUACAAGCAGGAAAUUACCUGUCUUUAUUAAAAAAAUGAACGGUUUAAAUCCAAUAGAAAUCUUGAUCCUUUCACCAGAAUGGGUGGAAGAUAUGCUGGCAACAAAUCUAAAAAUAUUUGCACAGAUCCAUCUGGCUAGCAAAUGGCUGCCAUUUCUGUGCAGGUGAUAAGUAAAAAUCAAAGGCCAAAUUCUCAGCUGUGAUCUGGCUGUGCCUUUAAAGGGUCUGGAAACAGCUGAAUUCCUUUAGGCGGAAUAAUCUGUAGUUUGAAUAUACUGGCGUAUCAAAUUUGUGCUGGGGGCAGGUGAGGUGAGUGUUGUGUGGUUGGUUCUGUGCUCAAGUAAUGAUCAAAUUAUUGAGAGACUGGUGGAGACCACAAGCAGCUGAGUAAUUGAGGAUGUGCAUAGGACUGCUGUAGACUACGUUGGGACAAGAACUGGUGUAAAAAGACCCCAGAAAUUUAAAACUAGAACUGUGUUCUCUGUGUCUAUCCAAACCCUGUAGGUAUUUCACAGCUGAGAAUCUGACCUGAAUUAAAGGACCUGGGAGUCUGCAAGAGAUGUGUAAUGAAGCAGGUAGUGUGGAUCCCAGGCUACUGUUUCCUUGUAUAUCAUUGAACGUCACAUGAUAGAAUGCAUAGGAUUUGGUUAUGUCUCUCAUGACUUUAUUAUGAUCUAAUUCUUUUUCUUUUUUUUUUUCUUUAACUUCACUGGCAUUGUCAGGAUGCAAUGUAUGGUCCUUUAUUCUUUGCCUUUUACACUUAGCAGAAGCCUGAAAUUGCCACACUCCUUAGAAAAUCAUGAUACCUGCCAUAGCACAGAACGGCAAAUGCAGCAACCAUGCAAGUUGUUUAUCUGCAUUAGUUUUCAUCAUUGGACGUAUCUCUAGGAGCUGUAACUGUAGCCAUAUUUAUUAUAUGGCUUUCUGUGUGUUGGGAACCUAGUGUUUCCUCCAGAAGUUACUGAAAUUAUUCUUUUCUUUCCUCUCUGAUGAAAACCAAGGAUGUUUUCUCUUGGGCAGAGCUUUAAACAAUUCACUAGAAACAGUGAAUUUUUCCAUCCGUCCCCCUAUACUGCUUGUAUAAUCGGCUUUUUGAGUGCAUUGUUCAGUAGGAUCAACACUGGUUCAGGUUAUUUGACCAAGAUUGAUCUGAAUACACUGCUUGGAUUCAUUUGUAGUUCCUAUUUUGUUUUAAAGACUUAUAAGGAGGAACAAAGGGUUGCAAAAAUAAAUAAAAUUACAAAUAUUUAUUUCUAUGCUUCCAUUUUGGAAGAAAUUUUUAAUGGCAUAUAUGGAAUAUAUGUGUUUUUAAUCUGUCAUUGUAUUUCUGAUGCUCCUUCCAACAUUUGCAUGCUUGCAUUCAAAAUGAGAUAUAAAAAAAAUCUCAUUAUGAGUCUAGGACUAAUUUAUUGUACUGUGCUACUUUUUGGUGUUACAGUAUAUGAAGAAAUUACCGUUACUAGCUUUCCAAAGUACAUAAGGGCAAUGUAAAUAGGAGGUUAUUGUUAACAGUGGUUUUUCGUUAUAAUUAAUCUCCUUGUAGAGUGAUCAGGGACAGUAAACAGCCUGCCGUAUACUCAGUAAUAUUGACAGGUUCUGAAUACUGUGUAAUUCAGAAGCACAAACAAAAGCAAGAAUAUGCUAAAUAUAGUGGGCCAAAUGUUCAACACAGGUAACCAGAAUCCUAAGGGAGAAUGUUGCAGGUGUCAUCUCAGUAACCAGAUAGAUUAGUAGGGAUGAUUUUGAGUGAGAUGAUCUUCACAGGAACUAUUUUUUUUUCUAUUGGCUUUGUUAAACAAUCUUUUUUGAUGAUACCAUAGUGAUUCAAAACUAACCAAUCAUUCCAGACAGUCAUCUUUUUAAAACAGGAGAGGACACUGGAUAAAAGAAAACCUUUUUUUGAGAAAACUAGUUAAAAACUCAGUCCAAGAAGAUUGCCUUCACAGUAAUUGUAGUGUAUUUUCUAGUCAACUGUGAGCAGGGUCAAAUUUCUAGUAGCCCAUUAGUUUUCACUGAAAUUACUAAAAGAAUUAAGUUGAGCAAAGAGGCCAACUAAGACCCCAGCUCUCUGUGGUGACCUGAGCUCUCCAAACAGAAGUGGAGUCUGUUUCUCCAGCUAUAAAAUGGGCUUGCCUCCAUUGUAUGGAUAUCAGUAGUGCAUUUCUAAGGUGUUCUGGAUUCCUUUUGCUGAAUGUUUUUUCAGGAAAAAAGUACAUUUUGUAAACUGUUGUUAUCUUUGAUUCUACAUUACCCUGUGUAUGGGAAAGUGCGGAAGAAUGUCGAGGAGAUAGGCGAUGGAAGCUAGCCAGACCAUUCGUAGGAAAAGGAGCAUCAACAGGGCAUGUUGACCCAUAGUCACGUAGUUGAGCCUGUGCCAGGGUGGCGCUACACCUGGACUUUGAAUUGAGAAUAACAAUGAGCUCAACAUGCUUACUGCGCAUGUGUAUGGUUCGUAAAAACUUCAUCUAGUGCCCCCCCCCCCCCCCGGGGUUCCUCAUGCCAGACCGACGCUCAGUGGUGCCAGGGAUCCCCCGCUCUGUUAUUGCCUCGAUCGGGAAAAUGCCGGGGAACCCCCGUUCAGAUGCAGAGGUAAUAAAUGCUCCGUAUCGACCAUCGUAUGCCUUGUGUUUGUGUAUCCUUCCCUGCCGGGAGUCCAGGCAGUGCCCCUGCCUCACCCUUACACCCUGAGAUCAGGCAAGUAAGCCAUAUGAUAGCUGAUGGAAAGGACAAAUGAUUUAACAAGGAAUGUGACCAGAGCUUUUCUGUUCACAGGAACUAAAAGUUGUUGCUUACAGAGAGUUCAAGCAUAGCCUUUGAUAUCUCAUCAUUUUCAUUAUUCAGGAUGGACUUCACAAAAAUUGGGGAAAGCAAGUAGCUUUAUUUAAUAGGAUUUAGCCAGCAUUUCCAGAGGAAAGCGAAUGGACCCAGAAUUCUGCACAUAUCGAAAAGCAAUCACCUUCCACUCUCCUCCGGUAUGUCAUUUUAAAGCGGUGUAAUUUAUGAUGUAGUACAAUGUCUGUGUGCAAUGUAGACACAUGGCAGUAUACAAUGUAUAUUUCUCUCACUUAUCCAAAGCCUAUCGUUACCAUCUCUCUUGUGCUAUUGGAAGUGGAGGGAAGGUCAGAAGGGAAGAAAUGACCACACAAGUUGUGUAAGAGAUAGUUAUUGGACACAUGGGAAGUUUUCUCAUAAAUGCUGCAGGAGGAUUCCUAGGAGACUCUCACUCAGUAUGGGAAACUGGAGCAUGGUUUCAGCUGUAGCAUGUUGUCCCCCAAAAGCCUGAUAGGUUCCAAGAGAUCUCUUCAGGAUUCGGAGGAGAUUGUGGACUUUGGAUGAUGGGCCACAAAACAUCUGCUUGACCCAAAAGAUCUAGGAGAAAGAAAUUCUGGUGAGUUUUGCCUUGUCUUCAUGGGAAUUCCCAGUAGGGCUUGAUUGCACUAAAAUAGAUAACUGUUCUACAGCUAAUGCUGUUGUAAAUUACAGUAAAGUCACCUGACAAAAAUUUACUCUUGGAUUUACUUAAUCCUAAGGUUAAAUAACAUGGAUAUAGAGGGUGGGAACUGUAGUGCUGAGAAGCCUAAGUGAAGCAUAAUGCUAUAUAAUAACAUGAAUAAAAGCCAAGAAUGUUUUGAAUCAAAGUUUUAAGUGUUACAGAACUGCAGAAAUAUGUGGCAAUGUUUGUUUAAAGCCAGUGUGUGGGGGAAUUAGGGGGAUUGGGAGGUGCUUCUCCUAAAAAAAAAAAAAAAAAAAAUCUUUGAUUGCUUGUAGACUAACAAGCAGAAAGGAAUGAAGCACAAAGUUGGAGGAGCAGAACUAUAUGAACAAAACUUACUUAGUGAAAAUCAAGAGAAUAGCAACCUUAAGGAUGUAAGAUGCACAUAAGUGAUAAAAAAAAAAAUGCUAAGAAAAAAAUCUAGGCAAGAAGAAACUAAUCAAGUGACAAUAGAAUCUUUCCUUCUGAAACCGAUUUAUUAUUUUUUCAAGACCUGAUGUUUCUUUCACUGUGUGAUUCCAAGGUAAGUUAUUUCUAUUUAUGCUGUUGUAAGGACCUAUACUGAAAUCCACUGAAAUCAACAUGGUUCUUUUCAUUGACUCCCAUGCACUUUAGACAAGUUAACUGAAAGGAAAAUGAGGCCUACUGGUUCUCCUGGCAGGAAAAGCACACCAUUUUGGAACAGUAUGGUAAGAAUUAAUAUUUAGUCUUCAUUUGUAGGUCUCUACUCAGAAUCAUGAUAUAAACUUUUUGGAAGAUAUGAAUGUGGUGUGCAGUUUCAGUGCAUUGUGUAUAAAUCAGAGUCUGAAAAUAAUUCCUUGUCACGUCCCAAGCAAAUAUUAGUAGUGCGAGGUAUAGAGUACUCUUCUUUUUUUUUCCUUUUUUUUUUUUAACUCAAAAAACCCUGCCAAAAAACAAAACCCACAACCUCUCUCUUUAGUAAUACUAUUAUUUACUGUGCUCUCAACUGGAGGGAGUGAAGAAUGCAGUUAUUGUAAAAUUGGUAGAAUGUGUAAAACAUGCUUUGUUUUCACACGAAUUAGAAAGUAUGGUAGGUAUUCUUUUCAGAAUUGGUUAGCUUUGUGUUAUAGUACAUAACUUAGUGCAUUUAAAGAUAUCUCUUGGACUUUUGUAUCCUUUUUAUAUUAUUCCACUAGAAAGGGCUUCAAAGCAAAGCAGUUAGUAUCCACUGCAGCUCACAACAUUUUUUGAUUAAAAUUGUAUUUUCAUUUUCUUAUGCAAGAGAAACCGAGAGCCAUAUGGCUUCUUUAAAAUAAAAUAUUUAAAAAAGCCAUGCAGACUCCCUUUUUGUAAAUGGAGCAUUAGAAAAACAUCCAAACUCCAGUCAAUUAUUGAAUGAUAUCAUCUAAUAAUAGUGUCAUUUUAGUGUUUAAAAAUACUAAUUUGAUCACCACCUGCAUACAUACAUACAUGUAUAUAUAUAAAAACAUUCAAAUAAAAUGAAUUCUCUGAAUAUCAAGAGAGGCAAGCUCGAUGCACUUGCAAGCACUCUUGUUUUGAAAGAGUACCUUGAAGCACUGUGUGAGGUAGGUGUUUAUUAUUGUCUUGAUAUCUCCAUUCUUAGCAAGAAAAAGAACAUGAGUUAAAAAUAUUGUACUAAUAAACUAACCCUCAACUAGUAUAGAGAUCUAGGUUAUUUCUUGCUGUUAGUCUUGCUGUUGUUGAUCUACUUCAAUGUUUCCUGUGUGUUUUAGUGAAUGUUGUAUCCAUGUUGAAGUAAAUGUUGUGAAUUGCCAUAGCAUUCUACAGAUGAUCUGGUGGAAUAAAGAAGCAUUUAAUAAAUAAUUGUUAUUAUUUAUGAAUAUGUUUUCAUCCUUGGGAAAAGCUUAACUGGAGAUUGGUAGAAGAAGGAACUGACUAUCUGAAACACUCAGCUGGACUUCUGAGCUCAAUGCAUUGCAAAAUUAAAUUGCGUACUGCUUUGUCUUGCCUUCUCAUCUUGUGAUGGUGGCUCCUCUCCAUGGUAAGUGAAGAUGCACAAGUAUGGAGGACUGAGAAGUCAGAACAUGUACGAGUAUUUCUUUGAAGUGUUUUCAAAAUAUGAGGUAGUUUGAUUGAACCUCAUUACUGCAUAGUAACACCGUAGUCUUUUUUACUGCUGCAAGCUUGAAAUUCUCCCAUUUUGUGAGUUUACCACAUCCUCAAAUGAAUCAUAACAUACUUUAAAGAAAUCAUUCUUUAUUUAUAUGCAGUUCUUUUUUUAUAUUAACUUGUGGCAACAUUCUCUGGUAGCAGAUGAAUGAUGGAGAUUUGAGGAAUGUCAGAUAACCAGAGUGCUUGUGGAAUUUUGUGAAAGUAUCAUUUUGCUACGUAGGGUAUGCAUGCCUUUCCAGAUCAAUACUGGUAGCACAGACAUAGUGGAAAUGAGUGCGCUUGUGCAAAAUCCUGGCCUUGGGUAGCUGAGCCGCUGUGAAUAGCAAGAGUCGGGGCAUAAUUGUUCUGGCAGGUUUCUGGAUUGGAGCUGGCUUAUAUCCUGCCCCUUUGAAGCAGUCUGUAGCAGACCAUGUAGACAGACUUACGGCUUUUUAGGACCAUAAUUAUUCUGAUAGAGAUCUGUACUGCUGCUGAAUGUAAUGCUCUCACCCUCUUCCUUGCUGUCUGCUUUGUGUGGGGAAAGUAUUUGUGUGGUUAUGGUGAGCUGCCUGGAAUAACUUGUCUAGCUAAAAAGCGAGUUUAUCUUUUUUCUUUUGGCUGGGUUAGUAGUCAGCUGGAUCAGUUCUCUGAUCUGGUUCACUGUGCAGUUAGUGUUGGUACAGAGGAGGUGGUGAGGAGGCUGGGAUUGCUGUUUUGGGCUGGAUUAAAGUUACUGUGGACAGCCUUAGGACUCUAUCCUGCAUCCACUAGCAUUAAAACAGUGGAUCUCACAGGCUUUCUCAAACCUCAGGUGUUCUCUGUAGUCAUUUUUCCCCACAAAGGUGAUUUUGUGAAUUACAUUAAUGACAGAGGAAAUAAUGGACAAAAACCACAAGCAGGCCAGAAUUUAUGACAGCGCUUAAGUCAAUCAAGUUAUGUGGAGACAGAGAAAAGGAAGAGGAGGGGAAAACAUGAGUAAGGGUGAAAAAUUUAGUUUCUUGCUUCCAAGCAGUUAUUUUAAGAUAUGUUCUAUUAGAGGUACUAGAACAGCAUCUGGCAGGAAACAGCCUAGAGAUAAAUAUUUUUUUAUUAUUAUAAAUAUGUUGAGAAAGUAAUAAAGAAAAUAAGUUACUAAUGCACUCUUAGAAACAUUUAUGUUCUAUUAAAUUUGUUUUCAUUGAAAAGGGUAUUUUUGUAUCAGCCAGGAAGAAUUAAGAGACAGAAUGAUAAGGGAAAAAAUUGUGUUUUAUUAAGUAUUACUAUUUUCCUCUAUUCAAAGCAUUUCUUAGCCAAAGAUGUAAACAGUGUAAUAAUUUUUAAGCUUUCUGGGACUCCAUAGAUUUCAUUUUCAGUAAUGAAGCACUUUGGAACUUUUAUCACUUAACUUUGUUUCUGUUUAAGAGACUGAAUACAGAGAUUCCUGCCUCUGAUUUAACUCAGUUAAAUAGGAGAAGGUUUUUAAAAAAAUUUUCAUUACAGUAACAGAGACAGUUUUUGGAAAUAUCAUGCCUUCCUACUAAAUCUGAAGACUUCAUUCCUGUAUUUGAGUUUCUGGGUGCUCUUUAGUGCUGAGCGCUUCUGAUAAUCUGCUCAGUGUAAUAUAGAACAGCUUGUGGGCUGUGACUGCAUUUAAAGUAGAUGUUUUUGAAAAUGGAAAUCCACAAGUGGCUCAACCUUGGCACUUGCACAGUGUGGUCAGUGUGCUGAGCUGAAAGCAGAUCCUAUGAAAGGAAAAGAUGAAUUUUUAACUUGCUAUAUGGCUGCAUGAGCCCUGUCACAUUGCUGACAUGGGAGAAGGUGGGGAUCUAUGGUCAGGGACAGAGGGGAAGGAGAGUGAGACUGCCUCUUUCAGAGAUGCUGCAGAUCUUAUAUUGGCUUAAGCCAUUUAAGAAAAUGCACCCUAAACUCCUUUCCAAGUAGGUAGCUUAUGCACUGGCAGUGUGUAGCUACUACAGUGUGAAUUUCAAAACCCACUGCAAAUCCUGCCUGAGGAUUAGCACAGUUAAUCUGCCCUAAGGUUUCUGAUGCUGUGACUAGAGGACUAGAAGGAUUGAGCUGGCUCAGUUAUUGCCAGCUGGGAUACAUCCGUGUUGUAAUGCAUCCAAACUGUACCAUGGUGAAUCAAGGCCCUCGGAGUACUGGGGGUGGGAUGGAAAAUGCUUUCCUGGAGUGCAAAAUAGGGCAGACUGAAGCUGAAGAAAACUCUUCCUUUAGCUCAGCACUGCUGAUAUCUACUGUAACAGCACUGAGUAUCUCAAAGGAGGGAUGUGGAUCAAGGUAUAUUGCUGUCUUGUCUUCUCCUUGCACGUCUGCUAGAUGUUCUGAUGUGAACCAUGGUAGGAGGGACAAGUACGGUAAUUAAACAGAAUAUGCUUAGUGCUGCUGCUUGGUGUAUAUAUAUCUGUGGUCUCUAUGGUGAUUUCCCUGGCCCUGCAGUGGUAAAAUGUGUCCAGCCAUACAGACUGCUCUUUGAGGACAUGGCAGCAGUUCAUGGGCUUUCCUAGGUACAGAAUUGCAUCUCUGAUUUUUGUAGGUAUAGCUAUUUUUUCCCCUACAACUUCUCCUGUACCUCAAACACAGUAAAAGGGGUUUUCUCUUUGACUCUUAUUUCUCUAUUCUGUUAUGUAUCUGUGAGGAAAAAAUCAGGGUUACAUUUUCUUCCUGGUUUCAUUAAACAAAGAGGUUUCCUCACAUGCAUGCAUGGAAAUCACAGGUUGCAAAUUUUGGGAAGGUAGAAGCUUCCUAGAGUAAUUUCAGGACAGUCUCAAAGGUGAUUUUAUUAAAAAGACAGCUUUUAUUUUCAAAUAAAAUGUCUCAUUUGGAGGGUAUUUAGUUACUACUUUUUACAUGUACUGUAGUUUAUCAAAGUAUUUUUUUUCUAUGCUGAAAAUGCGAAUUUUAUUUUUAUCCAUUUCACUUAGGAAGGUGAGACACCAUGAAUAUCCAUGUUUUUUGUUUUGUAUCUUGAACUGAAAGCUGGUUAAUAUCUGUCAUGGUGGGAAAGAUGCUUAGCCUUGUGAUAUUCAGUGGCUGUUCCACAAAUAAAUCAAUUUUAUCUUUCUCUUUGGAGAAUGUAAGGAGCAUAUGUAAAUGGAAGACGAGAGAAUUUUGUAGAGAGAUUUAGAAAGAUUACUUCUCACUCUCUAUCUAGAGAUAAUAUGCAUAACUAUAUUGAAAUUGGAUAAUAGAAAAUAUAUGAAUAAAAGAAAAGUCCUUUGUCUGAUCUACAUGCUGUCAAUUGUUCUUAUUAAUAAAGUUAGUUAACAUCUUGCAUAUCCACUAAAAAGUUUUUCGCUCUACUGUAUUCUGGGUGAAGUGCAGGAGGCAGUGUAUUCACAAUCAAGGUGAAAAUUUUUACCUUCAGCUCAUCAGUCCAGUCAGGAGCACACACAGUCAGUACCCCAGGUUUCCCUGCCUUCUUGAGUUAGGAAUGUGGUCAAAUAUGUCUAAAUUUAGUCCUGGUAAAGGACAGCAGGGGAAGGUAUCCCAGUUCUGGAAAAGAACAGCAGAGCCUGGGAACCAUUAAGCAUUUUGCUGAGGUAAGAAAAAAGAGUUGAAUUAGGCUGAAGAGCUGCUCAUUAGCUGUUCAGAAAACCCUGAAUGUACUGUCUGCAAAACCAUGCUCCAGCAUAGUCUGCUACUUUUGCAUCAUUUUGGUACAUCCUGGCAAGUCCGUCACGUUGUGCCUUGCCUCAGGGUUGGUGUGGCGUGGGUGGUGCGGAUUGAUGCUCCCUCCAGACCUCAGCUGUGGGGUCUGCUUCCCCCAUGCAGAGCCCAUAGCGGGUGUCCGAGGGUCUGUGUGUGUGUGUGUGGGGGGGGGGGGGGCACAAUGUCUUCUGGCUGUCACGGAAGUGAUGGCCUUGCAGUUACCUGUGUGCAUUUAAAGGUCUAGUUUUCAAUAAAGGCAGUGACGUAAAACACUUUGGAUGUUUGAAAUACAAGUCAAUUGUAGAGUGGACGCAGGAUUUUCUGGCUUCCUUUGGCCUUUAGUCUGCUGGAUUAUCUAGUUAAUUUUAUCAAAUUGGCAGUGAGCCACUCUGUUCCU